Messenger RNA from Tremella mesenterica DSM 1558, 669 nucleotides. RefSeq lists its product as uncharacterized. The record is from RefSeq and is a predicted model, not a curated record. The transcript has 4 exons. Lineage: Eukaryota; Fungi; Basidiomycota; Tremellomycetes; Tremellales; Tremellaceae. Bases 1 to 669 code for a protein of 222 amino acids.
AUGUCAACGAGCUCCUCUCGGAACCCUGCCAGCGGUUUCCAGCAGGGAGCAUCGAUGAUUCCAAGUGAACGGCAGUACCCAACACUAGGUGGACUUACACUAGACAUUGGAAGCAUGUUGGACAUUUCAAUCCAAUCCGCCCUUGGGGAUGAGCUGGGCCAUCUCUAUCGUGUUGGCAAUGCCCUCAAUGGGCGUUUCACGCCCCCGGUCAAUGAGAAUGUUUUGCGUGCACUUGCACCUGAAUACAGCCUCUCUGACCAGGCUGUUCUUGAUGACCCAACUUUCUUGGCACCUUUACGUGAGGGGGAGAAGAUGAAGAUUACAAUAUCAACACACAAUGCCACACUGACCUGGGAAACAAGUAGACAGGUGACUGCACACAACUGGCCCAUUGGGCGGGAAGGAGGUGUGACUCUCACACGUGGUGACCUCAAUAUUGAGCUUCAGUGGCAAGGAUAUAUCUCACACUAUGAUGCUCAACCAGGUCAAAUGCCCUACAGGGACAUUAAGCUCUCUGUUGUUAAUGACACAGGCAACACCAGAGCACAAUUAUGCGCGAGGUUUCACCGAGGCCAAGUGUUACGGGGUAACAACGAUUUGAGGGAACACCAUCGAGUUCGACAGAUUAGGAUGGAGAAGAGCGAGAAUGGGAGGCAGUGCUGCAAUUAG